AUGUCCCAAGAUCCUGUACAACAUGUUGAAGUGGAAAAGGAUAAUGGAAACUGCGAAGGUUUUCUUACAAGGCCGGAACAACUAUCAAAUCCUUCACCCAUGCCCAAAAAUUCUUCACAAUAUGUCAAAGCGGCAAAGGAUGAUAAAAACUGCAAAGGUUUUCACACAAGGCCGAAACAACCAUCAAAUCCCAUGCCCCAAAAUUCUUCACAACAUGUUGAAGCGGAAAAAGAUGAUGGAUACCACAAAAGUUUUCAUAUAAGGCUGGAACAGCCAUCAAAUCCUUCACACAUGCCCCAAAAUUCUUCACAUGUUGAAGUGGCAAAGGUUGGUGGACAUUGCAAAAGCUCUCACAUAAGGCCGGAACAACCAUCAAAUCCUUCACACAUAACCCAAAAUUCUUCACAUAUUGAAGUGGCAAAGGAUAGUGGAAAUUGUACAAGCUCUCACAUAAGGCCAGAACAACUAUCAAAUCCUUCACGCGACAACACGACCUUUGUCGGGGAAAUGUCCCAAGAUCCUGUACAACAUGUUGAAGUGGAAAAGGAUAAUGAAAACUGCGAAGGUUUUCUUACAAGGCCGGAACAACUAUCAAAUCCUUCACCCAUGCCCAAAAAUUCUUCACAAUAUGUCAAAGCGACAAAGGAUGAUAAAAACUGCAAAGGUUUUCACACAAGGCCGAAACAACCAUCAAAUCCCAUGCCCCAAAAUUCUUCACAAUAUGUUGAAGCGGCAAAAGAUGUUGGAUACCACAAAAUUUUUCACAUAAGGCCGGAACAGCCAUCAAAUCCUUCACACAUGCCCCAAAAUUCUUCACAUGUUGAAGUGGCAAAGUUUGGUGGACAUUGCAAAAGCUCUCACAUAAGGCCGGAACAACCAUCAAAUCCUUCACACAUAACCCAAAAUUCUUCACAUGUUGAAGUGGCAAAGGAUAGUGGAAAUUGUACAAGCUCUCACAUAAGGCCAGAACAACUAUCAAAUCCUUCACGCGACAACACGACCUUUGUCGGGUGCACUACACAUCACAAACUAUGA
Messenger RNA from Spinacia oleracea (spinach), 1035 nucleotides. RefSeq lists its product as uncharacterized. Lineage: Eukaryota; Viridiplantae; Streptophyta; Magnoliopsida; Caryophyllales; Amaranthaceae. Bases 1 to 1035 code for a protein of 344 amino acids. The transcript is spliced from 2 exons. The record is from RefSeq and is a predicted model, not a curated record.